Rhododendron vialii is the source of this 2431-nucleotide messenger RNA. RefSeq names its product heterogeneous nuclear ribonucleoprotein 1-like. NCBI's taxonomy places the organism in Eukaryota, Viridiplantae, Streptophyta, Magnoliopsida, Ericales, Ericaceae. Bases 480 to 1895 code for a protein of 471 amino acids. The transcript is spliced from 5 exons. The record is from RefSeq and is a predicted model, not a curated record. Gene Ontology annotation, molecular function: RNA binding.
CCAUUAUCAGAUCGAACCAUCUCCAUUUCCAUUUCCCCAUUUUUUCUUCUUCCUUCUCUCAUAUCCUACGUAUCUUCAAAAACAAUCUGCAAAAUAAAAUAAAAUUACACAAACUUGUAAAUACAGAUUUGUAUAGAAUAUCUCUCUCUUUAAACUCAUUUCCAUCUGUAUUUUGCAAUUUGCAAGUAAAAGAAUUUGAAAGAACGAAGAGGGGAGAGAGAGAGAAAGAGAGAUAGAGAAAAAGAAAAGGGGGGGCUCAGUUCUUACUGUGCCUCCUCUUAGAUCUAACUUCUAUUGACUAUAUAUCAUCUGGGUUUCCAUUAAUCAGGUGGGGUUUUGUCAAAUCUUGAUUUGGGAUUGCUGAAUUCUUUAUGGAUUGAUCGUUUGAGGAUCCGAUGUAUUUUGAUUGAAUCGGAGGAUAUACAAGUGGGUUUUAUAGUUGCGUGGAUUUCCUGCAAUUUAGUUCAAAGUAAGGGAAAAUGCAAUCGGAUCUUGGAAAAUUAUUCAUUGGUGGAAUUUCGUGGGACACAAAUGAAGAACGUCUGAAGGAGUAUUUUAGCGAUUUCGGGGAAGUUUUGGAAUCAGUAAUUAUGAAGGAUCGGAGCACAGGGCGCGCCCGUGGCUUUGGUUUUAUUGUUUUUGCUGACCCUUUAGUGGCAGAGAGAGUGACUAGGGAGAAACACAACAUCGAUGGAAGAAUGGUUGAGGCAAAAAAGGCAGUUCCAAGGGAUGAUGAGAACACAAUGAGUAGAAGCAGUAGUAGCAUUCAGGGAUCUCCCGGCCCAAUACGCACGAGGAAGAUAUUUGUUGGAGGAUUAGCUUCCACAGUAACAGAGAGCGACUUCAAAAUGUAUUUUGAGCAGUUUGGGACCAUCACUGAUGUCGUUGUCAUGUAUGAUCACAACACUCAGAGACCAAGAGGGUUUGGGUUCAUUACAUAUGACUCAGAGGAUGCUGUGGACAAAGUGUUGCUCAAAACUUUCCACGAGCUCAAUGGCAAAAUGGUUGAGGUCAAGCGUGCAGUCCCCAAAGAGUUGUCACCUGGUCCCAGCAGAAGCCCACUGAGUGGAUAUAACUAUGGUGUGAGCAGAAUCAAUAGCAUCCUCAGUGGAUACACUCAAGGGUAUUCUCCCACUACAGGAGGCUAUGGUCUUAGAAUGGAUGGAAGAUUCAGUCCAAUCGCUGGAGGUCGAAGUGGGUAUGCUCCAUUUGGAGUGGGUUUGAACUUUGAACCAGGGUUGACCCCUAAUCUUGCAGCAAGCACAAACUUCAACAAUAGUCUCAGCUAUGGGCGGGGAUUGAACCCUUAUUAUACGGGCAAUUCAAAUAGGUUUGUUAAUCCGAUUGGAUAUAAUGAGGGUAAUGGAGGAAACAAUUCCUUAUUUAGCUCUGGAAAUCAAAAUUUGUGGGGGAAUGGAGGGCUAAAUGAGGGAACUAACUCAACAAAUUCGAAUGCCUUUGGGGGGUCUGGAGGUGCAACCAUUGGAAGCACUUUUGCCAACAAUGGAGUUAAUUGGGGUCCUUCGCUAAUCUCGGGCCAAGGUGGAGGUAAUAUUUCAGGCCGUGGUGGGAAUCUUGGUUUUGGAGGUGGUGAUAACAGCUAUGGUUUGGGAGGAGGCAGCUAUGCAAGCAAUAAUGCACCUGGUAGGCCUGCCUCGUCAUCUUUUGCUUUGUCAAAUGGCGGUUACGAUGGGGCUUUUUCAGAUUUUUAUAGUGGCAGUUCAGUUUAUGGGGACCCUACCUGGCGUUCGACAAACUCUGAGAGAGAGGGAUCUGGUUCAUUUGGUUAUGGGCUUCACAAUGGAGCAUCCGAUGUUCUUGCUAGAAGUUCUCCUGGUUAUGUUGGUGGUUACAGUGUUACUGAGAGACAAACAAAUGGCGGAAUUGCCGGUUAGGAGGAUACCAUAUAUCAGUAGUAGGCAGAGAAAUUUGGUGUAGCUUGGUCAACUGUGAAUUUUGCACCCUCCCUCGCAAAUAUAUAUGUCAGUCAAAAAAAGUUGAAAAAAGAAAUUCGUUACUUCCUCUCUAGCUAACUUGAGUGCCUGUUUUGAAGAAUUACGCUCAGAGAUAGAAAUCACAAGAGAUUUUGUGUUAGAUUUUGAAUUUAACCAUUUUGAGGUUUCGCGAGUUGUAAAAUCAGAUUGCGGAAUAUAGUCGGAAAUGUAUCAUGCAAGAAGGGGGCGAUACGUUUCUUUGACAACAAACAGAAAAAAAGUUAGACUUCGAUUUUUGGGUUCAGUUUUCUGGACUUGUAUUUCCUGCUGUAUUUUUUGUUCUCUGCAGAGGUGAGGGUCCUUGUUUUUUCAUUUUCUCGUCAUUGGUUUUUGCUCAAAUUGUACCCGAUAUUAUGAACUCUCAGUUUAGUAUUGUUAAACUUACAAACAUUUGAGGGAAUCUAAGGUCCCUGGCAAUGAGUUGCCAUAUUCUGAUA